AUGGCAACAAUUCGUUGCAAUGGUAAUUGGGUUCAAUUCAAUUCCCAUGAAAAUCAAUGUUUUGAAGACCAAGAAGAAGAAGAAGCUCUAUCUCUCUGUGAUCUUCCCACAAACGACCAAGAAAUCAGCACAAAUUCCAAGAAAGAAGAUGAAGAUGAUACAGAAGACUUCGAAUUCGGUUCUUGUCACGGCGGCGCCGCCGCCCUAUUACCGGAAAAUAUGUGCAACGCCGACGAGGUCUUCUUCCAAGGUCAGAUUCUACCGUUACGACACUCAGUCAGCUCCGACGCCGCUGAGUUUAGCCGGAAAAUUAAUCGGUCGGCAUCGAUGAGUGUUGUUAACAGUAGAAGCAACAGAACCGACCCGAAAACGAUUCGGUUAUCAAACGGGUAUAAGUACAAACCCAGAACCCGAAACCAGUUCCAUUCACACCCGAGUCCAUCACCACAGAUCCGAACCCAAAGCUUUCGGACUCUCUCACAUUCCAACCCGAAAACGUCUUCGUUAUGGAGCUUUUUACAGGUGGGGUUAUUAAAACCGCAAGAAAUCGGGUUAUCGGAUCUAAAAAACCGGAGCAAAAGAUUCGGAAGCCAUAACAGCAACAGCAGUAGUACCAGUAGCAGUAUGAACAGCACAAUCGAACAAAACCAAAACCAAAAUCAAAAUCAAAACAAGAUCGAGAAUCCUCGGAAGAACACGAAGAAGAAACAGAGGUUACUUUUCAGUGGGUGUAAAUGCUCUGCAGAUUCGAUCGAAAGUACGAGAAAAGAAACGGUUGGGAAAAAGGAAAAGACGAAGAAGACGACGACGACGAUGACAAAAGAAGACGACAUGUUUCAGUUCCAUGAGAAUCGGAAGGAAAGUACGAUGAUCGGAGACGGAAAACAGGCGGUUUCACGUCAUCGAACGUUUGAAUGGUUAAAGCAGCUAUCGAUUGCUGCACCAAGUGAAGCUUGA
Cynara cardunculus var. scolymus (artichoke) is the source of this 957-nucleotide messenger RNA. RefSeq lists its product as uncharacterized. The record is from RefSeq and is a predicted model, not a curated record. Bases 1 to 957 code for a protein of 318 amino acids. Lineage: Eukaryota; Viridiplantae; Streptophyta; Magnoliopsida; Asterales; Asteraceae. The transcript has a single exon.